CAUUCUCUUCACCAUCCAUGUUCGGCGCUACCAAGGACUUUUUGGGAAAACCAGCACCUCCAGGAUAUAUUGCCGGUCUCGGCAGAGGUGCCACUGGAUUCACAACACGUUCUGAUAUCGGGCCUGCUCGUGAGGGGCCCACCGAAGCUGACAUUGCGAAGCUCCAGGAGCAGGCAAGGAGAAAGGCAGCAGAGGACGGAGACGAUGACGACGAGCGCUAUCAAGAUCCUGAUAACGAAGUUGGAUUGUUCAGCUCAGCGCCCUAUGAAGCCGAUGACGAAGAAGCAGACCAGAUCUACGACUCCAUCGAUGCUAAAUUGGACGAGAGGCGAAAGGCACGAAGGGAGGCGCGCGAGAAGGAGGAGCAGGAAAGGUUGAACAAGGAGAGGCCCAAAAUUCAGGACCAGUUCGCGGAUCUGAAGCGAGGGUUGAAUGCGGUCUCUGUCGAGGAAUGGGAGAAUUUACCAGAGGUCGGCAACAUCGCGGGAAAAAAUCGCAAAAAGGCCAAUUUGAGGGAGAAGUUCGCACCUGCGCCGGAUUCCCUGUUGCCGAGAGCGCAGGAGGAGAUGGCUACGACUUUGGAUGCACAGCCCAAUGGUCUGGCCACGCCCGCGCCAGGAAUAAUGACCAAUUUCAGGGAGAUCGGAGAGGCCAACAAGCAGGUCCUCGGAAUGCGACUGGACCGAAUGGCCGAUUCUGCCUCUGGAAAGACGACAAUCGAUCCCAAGGGAUAUUUGACAGGACUCAACAGUGUCGUUGUCAAGAGUGCAGCCGAGAUUGGUGAUUUGAAGAGAGCCCGCGAUCUGCUCAAGUCGGUCAUUAACACUAACCCGAAACAUGCGCCAGGAUGGAUCGCAGCAGCACGUUUGGAAGAGCAUGCAGGAAAGCUGACGGAUGCACGCCAGAUCAUUGACAAGGGCUGUGCAGAAUGUCCAAAGGCAGAGGACAUCUGGCUGGAGGCUGCACGAUUGAAUAACACGGAUAAUGCAAAGAAAAUUCUGGCGAACGCAGUCAAGCAGAUCCCACAGUCUGUCAAGAUCUGGCUUCAUGCUGCACAGCUCGAAACAACACCCAGGGCGAAAAAGACUGUCAUCAGGCGUGCGCUCGACUAUGUACCCAACUCUGUCAAGCUGUGGAAAACUGCUGUGGAAUUAGAGGAUGACCCGAAUAACGCCCGUAUUCUACUCGCACGUGCGGUCGAACUCGUGCCGCUUUCGGUAGAGUUCUGGAUUGCUUUGGCGCGAUUGGAGACUUAUGAAAACGCACAAAAGGUCCUGAAUCAGGCGCGUACCAAGAUCCCAACCUCACACGAGAUCUGGAUCACAGCCUUCUGUCUACAGGAAGCCAACAAUAAGGAUGUGGAAAAACUGGUGGCGAAUGCAAUCAAGAAGCUAUCCAUGAUGGAAUCGGCGCUUGGUCGGGAUCAGUGGUUAGAGGAGGCUGAAAAAUGCGAGAAGAAUGGGUUCAUUAACACCUGUCAGGCAAUUGUACGAGCAACUGUCGGCAUGGGUAUUGAGGAGGCAGAUUUGAAGUCUACAUGGAUGGAGGAUGCCGAGAAUGCUAUUGCACACCAGUCAUACGGCACCGCACGCGCUAUCUAUGCUCAUGCACUGAGGACCUUUCCUUCGAAAAAGUCGAUCUGGCGACGUGCAGCCUUGCUAGAGAAGGCACACGGUACUAGGGAAUCUUUGGAAGAGUUGCUUGUGCGAUCUGUCAAAUAUUGUCCGCAGGCAGAGUUUUUGUGGCUCAUGGGUGCCAAGGAGAAGUGGGUUGGAGGCGAUGUUCCUGGAGCUCGCGCAAUUUUGGAUGCUGCGUUCGAAGCUAACCCGAACAGCGAGCAGAUCUGGCUUGCUGCAGUCAAAUUGGAGGCUGAGAAUGGCGAGUUUGGACGUGCGGAGCUGCUUCUGUCGAAGGCAAGAGUCAAGGCGGAUACUAUGAAGGUCUGGAUGAAAUCUGCGGUCCUGGAACGUCAGCUAGGCAAGAUUUCAGAGGCACUUGAAUUGCUAGAUGUAGGAUUGGUCAAGUAUCCGACUGCUGACAAGCUGUGGAUAAUUCGAGGCCAGAUUUUGGCGGAUCGCGGCGACGUUCAGAAGGCGAGGGAGAACUAUAUCAAGGCCCUGAAGAGCUGUCCCAGGUCGGUUCCAUUGUGGAUCUUGGCAUCGAGGCUGGAGGAAAAAGCAGGACUACUGACCAAGGCGAGAGCUCUGCUGGACAAGGCACGCUUACUGAACCCCAAGACGCCCGAGUUGUGGCUGGAGUCAGUAAGGAUUGAGUUGCGAGGAAACAACGCCAACUUUGGUAGGUCACAGAUGGCCAAAGCACUGCAGGAGUGUCCGUCGUCAGGACUGCUGUGGUCGGAGUCUGUUUGGCUUGAGACGAGAGCGCAGCGCAAGGGCAAGAUUGUCGAUGCUCUAAAGAAAUCUGAAAACUCAGCUCAUGUCCUUAUCACGGCGGCGCGUUUGUUCUGGUCAGAUCGACAGGUGGAGAAGGCACGGUCCUGGUUAUUGAGGGCAGAAAAGGCAGACUCGGACCUGGGCGAUGCGUGGGCCUGGCAUUACAAGUUCGAGAUGGAGCACGGCGACGAGACGAGGAAGCAGGAGCUGGUGAUGCGGUGCAAAGCAGCGGAGCCCAGGCAUGGCGAGUACUGGCAGGCGGUGGCGAAGGAUCUGAAGAAUGCAGGGAAACCCUUGGAGGAGAUUCUUGUACUUACAGCGGCAUCAUUGCCGCCAAACACGGUGGCAUAGUAAGAAAGCGUCGCUUUUCAUAUACAAGUCCCGCAUGUUAGAUGGAUCUUACAAAUACAUACCUUGAUAUAUACAAUACAGCAUACACGGAAGCUGUACAGUGCCACCAAAUGUACUGCUAGAAUAUUGGCUUGCUGUAAUCCAUUUGAGUGGCAAUCGCGAGGAAGAGGGACGAGGGA
Gamsiella multidivaricata is the source of this 2923-nucleotide messenger RNA. RefSeq names its product PRP1 splicing factor, N-terminal-domain-containing protein. The record is from RefSeq and is a predicted model, not a curated record. The transcript is spliced from 7 exons. The coding region runs from base 18 to 2744 and encodes 908 amino acids. Gene Ontology annotation, molecular function: protein binding. Lineage: Eukaryota; Fungi; Mortierellomycota; Mortierellomycetes; Mortierellales; Mortierellaceae. Gene Ontology annotation, cellular component: catalytic step 2 spliceosome; U4/U6 x U5 tri-snRNP complex. Gene Ontology annotation, biological process: spliceosomal tri-snRNP complex assembly; mRNA splicing, via spliceosome.